UCCAGUGACAACUCUAUUACGCGUGAGGACUUGCGAAACCAAGUUGAAAAAUUGAAGGUGAAAUUGAAUGAUGAAGAAGAGGAUGACUACUAUACCUUGCUUGCAGCCAUGGAUUCUUCCAUCAAAAAGGUGUUGGAUAUGGAUGAUUUUUAUCUACCCACAGACUAUGAGCGUUUUCCCAGAAAAAAUAUUCAUAGACCAGUAGGUGUAGAUAACGAAGCUAAUGCUUGGGCCUAUAGGGUCGAAAUAGAAGAUACUAAGCCCGAAAUGUCGAAAAGCAGACCACUUGCUGGUCGUACAAUCACCUUUAAAGAUUGCGUAGAAGUUGGUAAGGUUCCGCAAAUUGGAGGUACCGAUUCAUGGAAGCCAUGGACACCUGAAGCUGAUGCUACAGUUGUCACCCGAGCCUUAGAGGCUGGUGCAAAGCUUGUUGGAUUGGCUACCUGUGAAAACCAGUGUUCUUCUACCUCUUCUAGUACUUCUUCUACUGGUGAUGUUCCCAACCCAUACGGUAAGUCCCAUUCAGCUGGUGGUAGCAGUUCUGGGUGUGGUUAUUUGGUGGGUACUGGCGAAGUUGACCUUGCAGUGGGUGCUGAUCAAGGUGGUUCUAUCAGAGUGCCAAGUUGUCAAUGUGGUAUAGUUGGCUUGAAACCAACUUUCGGUCUUAUUCCUUACUCUGGCAUUGGAAGUAACGAGUUUAACAAUGAUCACGCUGGUCCAAUGACAAAAGAUGUACUCGACAAUGCUCUUCUUCUUGGUGUUCUUGCCGGCGUUGAUGGCUUUGAUGACCGACAAAUGGGUGCUCCUCUCUACAAAGAUGUUCCAGAUUACACGAAGUUAGUCAAGGAAAGCUCCGUCAAAGGUAUGAAAAUCGGCAUCUUGAAGGAGUCAUUGGAAGUUCCAGCCAUGACUGAAGCAAUGAAGGAAAAAUUUCUACAUCAGGCAAAGUUGUGGGAAGCUUUGGGAGCUGAAGUGGUUGAAGUAUCUAUCCCUUACCAUCACAUCGCUCCUGAAAUAUGGAUGACUGGUCAAAGAGUUGCUGGUGCAGUCAGAAAGUUAGGUAUGCAAUGUGGUAGACGUGUCGUGCAAUCUAGUAAAGCUAUUGACCACUGCUAUCCUUGGACUCAAGAAUCUUUCGAAAAGGCACCAGUCAAUGUCAAGAACGGGCUCAUCAACGGUUUGUAUCUCAUGGAAAAGCACCCAGGAAUCUACGUGAAAACUAUUAACCUCAGUUUCAAAGCUAGAGCUGAAUAUGAUAAAGCUCUUGAAACGGUUGAUGUGUUGAUCACACCAACUGUUCCCUUUGCUGCUCCACGCCAUGGUGACAGAAAAGCUAGUCCAAUAAAAAGGAUUAAAAAUACUAUUGGUCUAAACGCUAACACGGGUAUCUUUAACAUUACUGGACAUCCAGCUUUGACUUUCCCUAUGGGAUUCUUGGCUUCUCAAGAGGAUCCAGACAUGAAAUUCCCUGUUGGUAUACAAAUAAUCGGUAAGCAUUUUGACGAGCAAUCAGUAUAUGCUGCUGCAUAUGCAUGGGAACAAGCAUACAACUGGAAGGACUAUUAA
Messenger RNA from Scheffersomyces stipitis CBS 6054, 1566 nucleotides. It is a transcript of the gene AMI1, whose product is annotated as Glutamyl-tRNA(Gln) amidotransferase subunit A (amidase). Gene Ontology annotation, molecular function: catalytic activity. The annotation marks the transcript as partial. The record is from RefSeq and is a predicted model, not a curated record. The transcript has a single exon. NCBI's taxonomy places the organism in Eukaryota, Fungi, Ascomycota, Pichiomycetes, Serinales, Debaryomycetaceae.